AUGGCCCCAAAGGACGGGACAAUGCAUCCCAUAUGGGAUAACAUUGACAGGCAAAUGGGCCAGCUUUUUAUGAUGGGCUUUGACGGAACUACGGUGGACCAACAAAUACGCUCUCUCAUUGAAGAUUAUCACGUUGGAAACAUUUUGCUGAAUGCCAAAAACCUGAAAUCCGCCGAAGAAACAACCAAGCUCAUCCUAGAGCUGCAAACCAUCGCACGGGAUGCCGGUCAUCCCGUGCCGCUCAUGAUUGCGCUAGAUCAAGAGAAUGGCGGGGUCAACAGUCUUUUUGAUGAGAUCUAUAUCCGACAAUUCCCCAGCGCAAUGGGCAUCGCUGCAACCGGCUCUAAACAACUUGCGCGCGAAGUCGCCUCGGCCACCGCGCAGGAACUCAAAGCCGUCGGUGUCAAUUGGAUCAUGGGCCCAGUCUUGGAUGUCUUGACCAAUGUCCGCAAUCAGCCUCUCGGUGUGCGUACCAGCGGUGACGAUCCGCAAGAAGUCUCGCAAUAUGGUGUCGAGGUCAUGAAAGGAUACCAAGAAGCAGGUCUGGUCACCUGCGGUAAACACUUUCCCUCGUACGGCAACCUUGAGUUUAUCGGGUCAGAGGCCGAUGUCCCCGUCAUCAAGGAGUCGCUCGAACAACUCAGUCUGAGUGCUUUGGUCCCAUUUCGGAAUGCCAUUUCCAACGGUCUUGACGCAAUGAUGGUCGGUGGAGUUGCCAUGUCUUCUGCCGGAGUCAACGUCAUGCACGCCUGUCUCUCCGAGCAAGUGGUCGACGGCUUACUACGUAAAGACCUGAAGUUUGGCGGCGUGGUUGUGUCAGAGUGCCUUGAGAUGGAAGCCCUCACGCACAAUAUCGGCGUGGGCGGUGGUACAGUCAUGGCAAUGAAAGCUGGCUGUGAUUUGAUCCUUCUUUGCCGCUCGUACCCUAUUCAGCUAGAAGCUCUCAACGGUCUCAAAUUGGGGGUUGAAAACGGGAUGAUCAGCCGAACUCGAAUCCACCAGUCACUCAAACGCGUGCUCGCUAUGAAAUCACGCUGUACGUCGUGGGAGCAGGCACUAGGUCCCGGAGGGACAAAUACAUUAUCUAUGAUGCAACCAUCGCAUACGAGUCUGUCUACUCGUGCGUACGACAGCUCGAUUACCCUUGUUCGAGAUACGCAAACUCUACUUCCUCUCACUCAAAUCCUGGAGCCCGAUGAAGAGCUCCUUCUUUUGACCCCUCUAGUGAAGCCUCUCCCCGCUUCGGCAGUAUCACGGUCGAUUUUAGAUAACAUGGCUACAUCACCAGACUGGGACAAGAGUUCAACUGCAGGCAGUGGGGAAAAUGUGUUUCGGGAAUUUGGCAGAUCUCUUGCACGACAACGGUCAGGCCGUGUUCUUCAUACAUCUUACACAUCCACGGGAGUACGUCCCAUACAUGAGAGCCUGAUCGACCGUGUCAGUGCAGUCGUUGUGGUCACUGCAGACUCGAACCGGAACCUCUAUCAGCAUGGAUUCACAAAACACGUUUCAAUGAUUUGUAAAUCGCAAUAUUCGCAAACCGGUGAGCGAUAUGAAAAGCCUGUCGUUGUUGUGUCAGUCAGUUCUCCAUACGAUUUUGCCACAGACCCGGCGAUUGGUACAUACAUUUGUACCUAUGACUUCACCGAGACGGCGCUACAAGCGUUGGUCAAGGUGUUAUUCGGGGAUCUGUCUCCGACUGGGGCUCUGCCAGGGACUAUUAGCCGAAGCCAGAAACUAAAUCAGUCUCGCCAACACUGGCUGGUCGAGUCGUGGAACGAAGAGCGAGACGCAGAAGCUCUCGAUGCCCUGUUGGAUGCUUUGAGAGAGAAUGGCUCUCAUGGAGAACUUGCCAGUGUAUCAUCUAGCAGUUUUCUGCUUCGAAGUGACGAUGUUGAGGAAGCUCAUUUCGUUGUGCGUAACAGCACGACUCAUGCUCUUUACGGCUUCUGUUCGUCGUACUUUUUCAGGUCAACGGGAACUGCAGUUAUCGGGUCGAUCAUUGUGGAACCAACACGGCGGAAACUAUCUAUUGGACACUCUCUACACAACCGAGCUAUCCAAACUCUUCUUCAUAGGACUGGUGUCCGGCGGUUCCAGUUAGGUUCACGCCUACCCAGUGUAUAUCUAGGCAUUCCCACUGCCAACCCGGUCGAGCGUAAGAGAUUACGGCAAUGGUUUGCUCAGCUUGGGUGGAACACGGCGCUGUCUCGACCAGUCUGCACUGUCAUGUUACGGCCGCUUUCGACCUGGGUAGCCCCCGAAGGUCUUACGAAGAGCUUACAAACAGCAGAAAUCGACUACGACCUGGUUUAUGGAUGGGAAUACGCAGAUUCGAUUAUUGACCACGUCAAGACAAGCUCUCGCCAGGGAGUGAUGGAAAUCUACAAACUUGCAUUGAACGGAGCACCGCAUUCAGGCAUUAUUCGCGCUAAAAGGCCCGAUGACGGUGCCAUUUUGGGCAGUGUUGUGAUUUACAAUAACCAGUCGGUGAUUGCAGAGUAUGUACCAGCUCUGAAAGAGGCAAAUGUUGUCGGUGGCGGCGUCUCGUCGCCUGUGAUUUCGCCCUCGGUUGGCGAGUAUGCUACAUUGAUGCAAGGGUUGAUUCUUCUCGGAAUCCGACAAGUCCGCAAAUCAGGUGCGGACGCGGUGAUUUUGGAUUGUGUUGACGGCGAUGGCAACUUUGACAGUUUAUCGGCAAUGGGAUUCUCGGUGCUCCACACUUUUGAGGAAGUCACUUGCGAUGCUACGACCUGGAAGAUGAUGCAAGCUGCGUAG
Talaromyces rugulosus is the source of this 2778-nucleotide messenger RNA. RefSeq lists its product as uncharacterized. The coding region runs from base 1 to 2778 and encodes 925 amino acids. The record is from RefSeq and is a predicted model, not a curated record. The transcript has 4 exons. Gene Ontology annotation, biological process: carbohydrate metabolic process; peptidoglycan turnover. Lineage: Eukaryota; Fungi; Ascomycota; Eurotiomycetes; Eurotiales; Trichocomaceae. Gene Ontology annotation, molecular function: hydrolase activity, hydrolyzing O-glycosyl compounds; acyltransferase activity, transferring groups other than amino-acyl groups.